Molecule: messenger RNA, 6601 nt
Organism: Pongo pygmaeus (Bornean orangutan)
Lineage: Eukaryota; Metazoa; Chordata; Mammalia; Primates; Hominidae
Gene: IRS4
Product: insulin receptor substrate 4
Exons: 2
Coding region: 230-4018 (1262 amino acids)
Biological process (GO): insulin receptor signaling pathway
Cellular component (GO): plasma membrane; cytosol
Molecular function (GO): insulin receptor binding; phosphatidylinositol 3-kinase binding
Source: RefSeq, a predicted model, not a curated record
GCGCCCCUCCAUUGCGCCGGUAGCAGGAUCCGCAGCGGCCGCCGCGUGAGGCUGCGGUCACGUGUUGUUUUGCCCGCUGUCGUGCGCUCAGAGUGGAGUGGGCGGGGGCGCGGGCCAAGGCAGGAGGGGGCUGGGGCGGGCAGACGAGGGUAGACAGCCUCUUCCCCCAACCCUCCCUUUCCUGAAUUCCCCCUCCUCCUCGCUCACCUUAAAACCAUCGUGCAUCACCAUGGCGAGUUGCUCCUUCACUCGCGACCAAGCGACAAGAAGACUAAGAGGUGCAGCAGCGGCAGCAGCGGCAGCUCUAGCAGCAGUGGUGACCACCCCGCUUCUUUCCUCGGGAACCCCGACCGCACUCAUUGGGACCGGGUCGUCUUGUCCGGGAGCCAUGUGGCUCUCCACGGCCACUGGCUCCCGGUCAGACUCCGAGUCCGAAGAGGAAGACCUGCCCGUCGGGGAGGAAGUCUGCAAACGCGGCUACCUGCGGAAACAGAAGCAUGGGCACAGGCGCUACUUCGUGCUCAAACUCGAGACUGCUGACGCCCCAGCUCGGCUGGAAUACUACGAAAAUGCCAGGAAGUUCCGGCACAGUGUCCGCGCCGCGGCGGCUGCAGCAGCGGCGGCCGCCUCUGGCUCGGCGAUCCCCCCGCUCAUUCCACCGCGGCGCGUGAUCACCCUAUACCAGUGCUUUUCCGUGAGCCAGCGAGCAGAUGCAAGGUACCGACACCUCAUUGCUCUUUUCACCCAAGACGAAUACUUCGCGAUGGUGGCCGAGAACGAGUCGGAGCAGGAAAGCUGGUACUUGCUGCUCAGCCGCCUCAUCCUCGAGAGCAAGCGCCGCCGCUGCGGCACGCUCGGCGCGCAGCCGGACGGAGAGCCGGCCGCGCUGGCGGCGGCAGCGGCGGCGGAGCCACCCUUCUAUAAAGAUGUGUGGCAGGUAAUAGUCAAACCCAGGGGGCUGGGGCACAGAAAAGAGCUGAGCGGCGUGUUCCGGCUGUGUCUAACCGACGAGGAGGUCGUGUUUGUGAGGCUGAACACCGAAGUGGCCAGCGUGGUCGUCCAGCUCCUGAGCAUCCGUCGCUGUGGACACUCGGAGCAGUAUUUCUUCUUGGAAGUAGGCAGGUCCACUGUCAUCGGUCCGGGAGAGCUCUGGAUGCAGGUCGAUGACUGUGUGGUUGCCCAAAACAUGCAUGAGCUGUUUUUGGAGAAGAUGAGAGCCUUGUGUGCAGACGAAUACAGAGCCCGCUGCCGCAGCUACAGCAUCAGCAUCGGCGCCCACCUGUUAACCCUGCUGUCCGCUAGGAGGCACCUGGGCUUGGUGCCGCUCGAGCCGGGAGGCUGGCUCAGAAGGUCCCGCUUUGAGCAGUUUUGCCACCUCAGGGCCAUCGGCGACGGGGAAGACGAGGUGCUUUUCACCAGGCGCUUCAUAACACCCAGCGAGCCUGUGGCCCACUCCAGGCGAGGAAGACUGCACCUGCCCAGAGGGCGCAGGUCAAGGAGAGCGGUUUCAGUGCCGGCCAGCUUUUUUCGCCGCUUAGCACCCAGCCCAGCACGUCCGCGGCACCCUGCAGAAGCCCCGAACAAUGGAGCUCGCCUGUCUUCUGAAGUGUCUGGCUCUGGCUCUGGCAACUCUGGGGAGGAAGGCAAUCCCCAGGGCAAAGAAGAUCAGGAAGGAAGCGGAGGUGACUACAUGCCCAUGAACAAUUGGGGCUCAGGAAAUGGCCGGGGCUCAGGAGGUGGCCAGGGCUCAAGUGGCCAAGGCUCCAGUAGCCAUAGCUCGGGAGGAAACCAGUGUGCAGGCGAGGGACAGGGAUCCCGAGGUGGUCAGGGCUCAAGUGGUGGCCAGGGCUCAAAUGGCCAGGGCUCAGGAGGAAACCAGUGCUCUGGAGAUGGCCAGGGCACCGCAGGUGGGCACGGUUCAGGUGGUGGCCAGAGACCUGGAGGUGGGCAUGGCUCAGGUGGUGGCCAGGGACCUGGAGAUGGCCAUGGCUCAGGUGGUGGCAAGAACUCUGGAGGGGGCAAAGGCUCAGGAAGUGGGAAAGGAUCGGAUGGUGAUGGUGAACGUGGAAAAUCUCUGAAGAAAAGAUCCUAUUUUGGCAAAUUAACUCAAAGCAAGCAACAGCAAAUGCCACCACCUCCACCACCUCCUCCUCCACCCCCACCAGCUGGAGCAACUGGUGGAAAAGGGAAGUCUGGGGGAAGAUUCCGGCUUUAUUUUUGUGCUGACAGAGGAGCCACAAAAGAACGCAAAGAAGCCAAAGAAGUGAAAGAUGCAGAGAUCCCAGAAGGUGCAGCUCGAGGUCCCCACAGAGCCAGAGCUUUUGAUGAAGAUGAGGAUGACCCAUACGUGCCAAUGAGGCCAGGGGUGGCUGCCCCUCUUGUAAGCUCCAGUGAUUAUAUGCCAAUGGCUCCUCAAAAUGUCUCUGCUUCAAAAAAGCGCCACUCUCGAUCCCCUUUUGAAGACUCAAGAGGGUACAUGAUGAUGUUUCCCAGAGUGAGCCCACCACCUGCUCCGAGUCCUCCAAAAGCACCUGAUACUAAUAAAGAGGAUGACUCAAAGGACAAUGACAGUGAGAGUGACUACAUGUUUAUGGCUCCUGGAGCCGGUGCAAUUCCAAAAAACCCCAGAAAUCCUCAGGGUGGCUCUUCCUCCAAAAGUUGGAGCUCCUACUUCUCUCUACCAAACCCUUUUCGGAGCUCACCUUUGGGACAGAGUGACAACAGUGAGUAUGUGCCAAUGUUACCUGGAAAGUUCCUGGGGAGGGGCCUAGACAAAGAAGUCUCCUAUAACUGGGGCCCCAAAGAUGCAGCUUCAAAGCCUUCAGGUGAGGGAUCAUUCUCAAAGCCUGGAGAUGGGGGAUCACCUUCAAGGCCUUCGGAUGAUGAGCCCCCAAAGAAUAAAGCUAAGAGACCUAACCGACUUUCUUUUAUUACAAAAGGAUAUAAAAUCAAGCCAAAACCACAAAAGCCCACACAUGAGCAGAGAGAAGCUGACAGCUCUAGUGACUACGUCAACAUGGACUUCACUAAAAGAGAGAGCAAUACACCAGCUCCCUCUACUCAAGGACUACCAGAUUCGUGGGGCAUAAUUGCUGAACCCAGACAGUCAGCCUUUUCUAAUUAUGUGAAUGUUGAGUUUGGAGUGCCAUUUCCAAAUCCAGCAAACGACCUCUCAGAUCUUUUAAGAGCUAUACCACGUGCCAACCCCUUAUCUCUGGACAGUGCUAGGUGGCCACUUCCUCCCCUUCCCCUCAGUGCUACAGGUAGCAAUGCUAAUGAGGAAGAGGGUGACUACAUUGAAGUAAUUUUCAACUCAGCAAUGACACCAGCCAUGGCUCUUGCUGACAGUGCCAUUCGCUAUGAUGCUGAAACAGGUCGAAUCUAUGUGGUCGACCCAUUUUCCGAGUGCUGUAUGGAUAUUUCUCUCUCCCCCAGCCGAUGUUCUGAACCACCACCUGUAGCUAGGCUGCUGCAGCAGGAAGAACAGGAGAGAAGACGCCCACAAAGCCGUUCUCAAAGUUUCUUUGCAGCAGCCAGAGCCGCUGUCUCUGCUUUUCCAACAGACAGCCUCGAGAGAGACCUUUCCCCAUCCUCAGCCCCGGCUGUCGCUUCGGCUGCAGAGCCGACUUUAGCCCUCAGCCAAGUUGUAGCUGCGGCCUCCGCGCUCGCCGCAGCCCCGGGCAUCGGCGCAGCAGCCGCAGCUGCUGGAUUUGACUCCGCCUCUGCCCGCUGGUUUCAACCUGUUGCUAAUGCUGCUGAUGCCGAAGCAGUAAGGGGAGCCCAAGACGUUGCCGGUGGCUCGAACCCUGGAGCCCACAGCCCAUCUGCAAACCUUGCCGGAGGUGAGAACCAGGCUGGCGGGGCUGCCGCUGCAGCUGCCGCUCCGGAACCACCACCUCGCAGUCGCCGGGUGCCAAGACCCCCGGAGAGAGAAGAUUCUGACAACGACGACGACACUUACGUGAGAAUGGAUUUUGCCAGACGUGAUAACCAGUUCGACUCUCCCAAAAGAGAGUGAUUAUAUUGCCACAAAAACACAUUUUAGAAGAAAAGUGAUGCUUAUGGAACUUUAUCUUCGUCUACUCCAGAUCUGCCUAAAGGAAAGAAAACUCAGAGGCUUCUGAGUAGAAAGCAACCCAAAUUUCUACAAGUCUACAGGUGGACUCUGGCAAUUGAAUGAUCCUAUUCAUGCAGAUCAUUCAUACUGCUGCUUAUGGAUCCAGUGAUUUCUAAUUAACAAUAUUUACACUGUGCUUUGUUUAUUGUUUUCUGGUUUUCCUCCCCAGUCUGUCCCUUUGAAAGGAAACAGAUACUAUACAAGUGAGCAUCUCAUAACUCUUUCCCUCUUUAAAAAAAAGUGACUUAGAAUAUGUAUAAAUUUGGUCAAUGCCAAUUUUAAUAAUGUAAAAUAUUUAGAUUCAAUUUUGAAGUUGAAAAACCUUUAAACCAGGACACAUAAAGAAAAAAACAGCUGUCAUAAUGGGAAGGUAUGAUCUGGAAUCUUUUUUCCGAGUAUUACACACACAAAACAUUUCUUGAUCAAUGAAUUAAAUGUCAACUGAACUGAUAUCUUGAUGGGGCAUUACCAGUAUUUUUAAGGCAGGACUAAAGGGCAGAUUAUUUCAAGUUUUGCUCAUUAGCAAAACUGCAACAUUCUGCUCAUGUUAUAUGUCAAUGAAACUAAUAUCUUCAUUGAGCAUUUCCAACAUUUUAAAGGCAGAACUGAGAAACAGCUGUCUAUUUGUUCACAUACAACACUGUGAUGUUCUGCCUGAAAAUCGAUUAUUUCCAAACCUAUUAUUUUUCAUUUGUUGUGAAACCUACAUUUACCUCCCAAAAGAAGCAAGGCUCUUCAAAAGUCUCUUCCCAAGGCCCCUCCCUGCUUCUCUGGGCCUCUCCCCACUUUCAACCUCUAUUCUACUUUUUCUUAUUCUUUCUCCAUUUUCCCCAAUGCACACUCUCCCUCCUAUGCCCAUGGCUACUAUAAAGAGAUCAAUUUCCCAUAUUCAAGAAAUUAGUGUUUACUUAUCAAUCAAUAUUCUGACAAAAACUUAAGCCAAAAGCCACCUCUUAUAAGGCCUUGUUUCCUUCUGGAUAUUGAGCCAAUAUAAGAUGUACCAAAUUAAAAAAAAAAAAUCAGAGCAAGCUCCCCCCCGUUCUGUUUUUGCUUGCCUCUGAUGUAAACUGAAUUAAGAUUUUAGGAACCUGGACCUUUGAGAACAUGACACUAGCAAGGUGGUGACCACAGAGAAUAGGUACAAAGGUCUUGAAGCUUGCUUAGAGCUUUGUUCCAUGGUGGCACACAAAUCUUGGCUUGCUGUACCAUCAUUGGCAAACCUCAUCAUAUCACAGUUGGGUGUGUUUGAGUGUCUGUAUGUGUGUGAGCACUAGUGUGUGUGUGUACAUAUUCGUGUGUAUGCACACCUUUGUGUACCUGUGUACAUGUGAUUGUAGAUGUACCUGUUGUGUGUAAACUGUGUUAAAAUGAAAUUUGCUUCGCAUUUAAUGUGCAACUUUGAAGUAGUGUGAUAUUUAUCUAAAGGUUUUCACUACUUGGUUUUAAUGUCUUUGAACGUGUACUUCUAUCUUCAAGCAAGCUUAUAGUACAUGUUGCUAAACUAACUUUUCCAAAGAACCGAGUUGACUUCUAUUUUUCCUUGCCUACCAACCAAAGGGAUGGUGGGCUCUUUUUUCCCCUUGUAAAUUGUGCUGAGGAGAGGACGUGGCUAUGAGAUCAGUCAUUGUUCCAGUUACCGGUCACUGCUAGGGCAUCAACUUCAUCAGUUCCUUCAGACUCUUCUCUUUUUCCAACCUAAUCAAAUAACGCAGUGUGGCUUUUGUUCAUUAUAACAACGUGCUCUUUAGGCAGCCUUUUUACAAGCCUUCUGUCACCAUUUUAUUUUUUCAAGUAAGUUAAGUAAUAAUUGUUCAGAAGUGUGGGAAAAAAGAUUACUUGGGGGAAAAUGCUAUAUCACUUUAUUUGCAUAUUAGGUUCAGAAGCUGCCAGCAGACAGGGUACAGAGGGUACAGCACAGAUGUAACAGUUGCUGAAUAAAUGAAUGAGAAACCUCAUACACAGUAGUACGUAUUAUACAAAUAGUAACAGGUACACAUAGUCACAGGUACUGCAUAACAAAUGCAAUCUUGUUCUCAUUAUUUAUUAGUUUACAGACAAUUAAUUUAUUCAGUAUUGUGCUGGAAGAAUCUUUAUGGAAUAUGUUUGCCAACAUAUCUCUUACCUUCCAGCUAUCAGUUCAUGCUGCUGUUAAGAAAAAACAAUGAUGGAAUUUUUGUGUGUGUGUGACCUCUACAUUUAAUUUGGUAUCAGGCAUAGUCACUUGGUCGUUAAAAACUGAAACUUUACAGUUCCACCAGCUAAUUACAUCUGCUAUUUCCGCUUCACAGAUAUGCUUUGAGUUGCUUUGGCUUUGUCUUCCUUUGUAAAUACUCUUGUACUUUCUUUUCCUUGUAAACAUCUCGUUUGCAGUUUUGGGAGACGACUUUGCAACUCUGUAUAGUGUUUAUAUAUAUAUGUAUAUCUAUAUAUAUCUGACUUGCCUUUCCAUAGAGCUACUCACAAUAAAUGUGUUCAUGUAAAUUA